Molecule: messenger RNA, 1570 nt
Organism: Physcomitrium patens
Lineage: Eukaryota; Viridiplantae; Streptophyta; Bryopsida; Funariales; Funariaceae
Product: aquaporin PIP1-2
Biological process (GO): transmembrane transport
Cellular component (GO): membrane
Molecular function (GO): channel activity
Source: RefSeq, a predicted model, not a curated record
CCACGCUGCCUGCUAGUACAAAUCCCUCACCCCCUCGCAUCAUCUCUACCCAUUUCCUUAGCGCUUCCAUCACUGCCUAGCCCUGCUUCUCUUAAAGCCUACCUCAGUUUCCCCGGGAGCUGAAACUAAUCUCUCGUCCCUGGAUCCUCUUCAUGGUGUAGCGACGCUGGAAUGUGAGUCAGCGCUUCUUGGAGCGAAAGCCGUUGAGUUAGGGUCCCUCUUCUUCCGCUUCUAGAGGGGUUGCAGGCCGCAGCGAAAGGAACUGUGUCCCGAGCAAGGGAGAGACAAACAUGAAUCAAGAUAAGGAUGACGACAUUGCGCUCGGAACAAACAAAUACGGGGACCGCUCGGCGUUGGGCACGCAUGCGCCAGUCCCCGAGAAGGACUACACAGAGCCGUCCGUGACGCCGUUCUUCGAUGGCUCCGAGUUUCGCCGCUGGUCUUUCUGGAGAGCUGGAAUCGCCGAGUUCAUCGCCACGCUUCUCUUCCUCUACAUUACCAUCCAGACUGUUAUGGGCCACAAGCGAUCGGCAGACCCUUGCCUCGGGGUCGGCAUCCAAGGGAUCGCGUGGGCGUUCGGCGGAAUGAUCUUCGCUCUCGUGUACUGCACUGCAGGAAUCUCGGGAGGACAUAUCAACCCCGCCGUCACGUUCGGGUUGUUUCUGGCACGGAAGGUGUCGCUCAACAGAGCACUUUUCUACAUGAUCAUGCAAUGCUUAGGUGCGAUGUGCGGAGCUGAGAUCGUGAAAGGUUUCCAGCCAAAUUUCUACCAAGAACAAGGAGGUGGGUCUAACUCUGUCGCUCAUGGUUACACCAAGGGCGAUGGCUUGGGCGCUGAGAUCGUGGGCACGUUCGUGCUGGUGUACACUGUGUUCUCCGCCACCGAUGCCAAGCGCAAUGCCCGUGACUCUCAUGUGCCGGUGCUUGCGCCUCUUCCCAUCGGAUUCGCAGUUUUCCUGGUGCACUUGGCCACCAUUCCCAUCACCGGAACUGGCAUCAACCCCGCCCGUAGUCUAGGUGCUGCUGUUGUCUUUAACAAACAGAACAACGCUUGGGCCGAUCACUGGAUUUUUUGGAUCGGUCCCAUGCUUGGCGCGGCGCUCGCCGCAGCUUACCACACGCUCGUCAUCCGAGCGCUACCUUUCAGGAAACGGGUGUAAAAAACCCCGUAAGAAUCGAAUGGUUUUGCUUCAGGGAGCUAUAGCUUCUUCAUCCUCUCUUCUUCGGUGGCGAUUCAAGUCUUAGUGCUCGUGCAAAAGCUAUCCCUCAACUACAGAGCGCUGAAUACACAAGACAGCAAUGUAGAUGGUGGCUCCCAUCGACCAGACUACUAUCAACCUCGUGGCGGAUUUCGAGCUUUGGAAAUAUAUGGAUAUGGCGACCAAGUUGGAUGCUGCUCUUGCUAUCAGACGCUCAUGGCUUGCCUCAUUUUCAUGUUGGAUAGUAUGAUGAAUGUAACAUACAUAAUAUAUCUAUUGUACGUAUCACAAGCUCGAUUUACCGGCUGUCUUUUAAACAAUGAACCUGUCGAGCUGUUGAAUUGAAUUCUGCUUUAUUUCUUUUCUGUUCA